AUGGGAACUGUCAGCGUGUCACAAAACUUCAAGCCGAAGAACAUCUACAUUAUUGGCGCACAAUGUACGGGCAAAACUUCACUUGUCAACGCAUUAGAAAGGUCCUUUGCCAGUUUAUUCAACACCACACCUCCCAUCAUUGUGAGAGAGGUCGCCCGCUCAGUGCUGAAAAAACAUGGAUUCACAGCCAGCGACAUCACUUCGGAUCCUGACCGUUGCUUGCAGUUACAGGAGCUCAUACUGGAAGCGCAGUUCAAUAGCGAGCGCGAAGCUCUGGCAAGGAAUUCUUGGAUUAUAUCGGAUCGUUCUGGAAUAGACCCCAUCAUAUACGCAUCCCGCCAUAUCGGAAGAGAGGCAGUAGACCUCAUGACCUCUUCUAAUUAUUGGCAAGAGUUGAGGGAUCGAAUGUCACAGUCGUUGGUUUUUGUCUGCGAAACGGUGGAGGCUUGGCUUAUAAGUGACGGAGUCAGACUCAUGCCACGAGAUGUACAGGAUUGGUCAGAAUAUGAUGAAGAAUUUUGUCGUAUGCUGAAGAGCGCAGAAAUAGCGUACCAAAUAAUUCCACGUUCGGUUGAGAAUCUUGAAGACAGGGCUUCGUUUGUGUGGUCAAGGUGGAAGAAGGCUUCAUUGGCAUGA
Molecule: messenger RNA, 636 nt
Organism: Trichoderma virens Gv29-8
Lineage: Eukaryota; Fungi; Ascomycota; Sordariomycetes; Hypocreales; Hypocreaceae
Exons: 1
Coding region: 1-636 (211 amino acids)
Source: RefSeq, a predicted model, not a curated record